Messenger RNA from Stegastes partitus (bicolor damselfish), 1824 nucleotides. RefSeq names its product polypeptide N-acetylgalactosaminyltransferase 18-like. The transcript is spliced from 11 exons. The coding region runs from base 1 to 1824 and encodes 607 amino acids. The record is from RefSeq and is a predicted model, not a curated record. NCBI's taxonomy places the organism in Eukaryota, Metazoa, Chordata, Actinopteri, Pomacentridae. Gene Ontology annotation, molecular function: polypeptide N-acetylgalactosaminyltransferase activity. Gene Ontology annotation, cellular component: Golgi apparatus. Gene Ontology annotation, biological process: protein O-linked glycosylation.
AUGCUGUGCACACGGAGAACUAAAACUUUGGUGUCGACCUGCGUGAUCCUGAGCGGGAUGACCAACAUCGUGUGUCUGCUGUACGUCGGCUGGAUCACCAACUACGUGGCCAACAGCGGAGGGAAAGUUGCGGAGGAGGCGGACAGAAAGUUGGAGGAGGACAGCAAAGGAGAGACGCUGAGGAUUAUGGAGAGGCUGGAGCGGCUGGAGAGCGUCGUGAACGAGCACAUUAAAGAAACGCCCCAGAAGGACGGCGAAGACGCCGCGUCCUCCUCGGACUCCGCCUCCGACUCCGCCUCCUCGCUGUUCAGCCACUGGGGUCGCGACCUCGGGCCGGAGAGUCGCCGGGCGGCGCUCAGGAAGUUCCGUUACUACGGAUACAACGGGUACCUCAGCGACCGCAUCUCCCUGACCCGACCCAUCCCGGACCUGCGGCCCGACGGGUGCAGGAACAUGUCGUACUCGUCCGACCUGCCUCAGCUCAGCGUCGUCUUCAUCUUCGUCAACGAGGCGCUGUCGGUGCUGCUGCGCUCCGUCCACACGGCCAUCCAGAGGACGCCGGCCCACCUGCUCAAGGAGAUCAUCCUGGUGGACGACCACAGCAGCAGCCUGGAGCUGAAGGACCACCUGCAGAGCUUCGUGGACGAGACCAACGGCCAGCACGGUCCCGGUUUCAUCAAGGUGGUCCGACACGACAAGCAGGAGGGUCUGAUCCGGUCCAGGGUCAGCGGCUGGAGGGCGGCCUCGGCGCCGGUGGUCGCUCUGUUCGACGCCCACGUGGAGUUCAACACCGGCUGGGCGGAACCGAUCCUGCAGCGGAUCAAGGAGGACCGGACCCGCGUGGUGUCGCCCUCCUUCGACAACAUCAAGUACGACACCUUCGAGAUCGAGGAGUACCCGCUGUCGGCCCAGGGCUUCGACUGGGAGCUGUGGUGCCGGUACCUGAACCCGCCCAAGUCCUGGUGGACGCAGCGCAACCACACGGCGCCCAUCAGGAGCCCGGCUCUGAUUGGCUGCUUCGUGGUGGACAGGAAGUACUUUGAGGAAAUCGGCCUGCUGGACGAAGGGAUGGAGAUAUACGGAGGAGAAAACGUGGAGCUCGGCAUCAGGGUGUGGCAGUGCGGCGGCAGCGUGGAGGUUCUGCCCUGCUCCCGGAUCGCCCACAUCGAGCGCGCCCACAAGCCCUACACCGAGAACCUGACGGCCCACGUGAGGAGGAACGCUCUGCGGGUGGCCGAGGUCUGGAUGGACCAGCACCGGAGCCACGUCUACAUGGCCUGGAACGUCCCCCUGCAGAACUCUGGGAUCGACAUCGGCGACGUCUCUGAGAGGAAAGCUCUGCGGUCGCGGCUCCGCUGUCGCCCGUUCAGCUGGUUCCUGUCCAACAUCUACCCGGAGCUGCGUUCCUACGGCGACACGGUGGCCUAUGGCGUGCUAAAGAACAGUCUGAGGGAAGACCUGUGUUUGGACCAGGGGCCCGACACCGACAACGUCCCCAUCAUGUACCUUUGCCACGGCAUGACGCCUCAGAACGUCUACUACACCAGCUCCCAGCAGCUCCACCUCGGCGUCCUGAGCCCGACCAUCGACGACGACGACAACAAGUGUCUGGUGGACGUGAACAGCCGGCCGAGGCUGCUGGAGUGCAGCUACGCCGCCACCAAACACAUGAAGCUCACCUGGACGUUCACUCAGGUGAGCUCCAGACCGAGAGCCUCCAGGAGCGCCGGCUGGCUUCACGUGUUUCCAGCCGCUCUGUCUGCAGCCUUUGAUCUCGCGGUCAUCCAGCCGGUGUUCAGGAACCUUGUGGCGACGCUCCGGUAG